UCCAUGUACAUAUGGUCAGGUGUAUGAGUGUAUCUCUACAAAGCAGACCUCUUUAUCACAGGCAUACCCUUUGACUAUCACCUACCUUACCUCCAUGGAUUUUCUUUCAAAGCCCAUAUGUUUAACUGCUUUGGCUCUUCUCGUAUCUCUUCUAGUUCUCCAUAUCCUAGCCAGGAAGCUGAACAAAAGUACGAGAAAGAAGAAGUACCAUCCUAUUGCAGGUACCAUAUUUCACCAGCUACUCCACUUCAAUAGGUUGCACCACUAUAUGACUGCUCUUGCUACCAAGUACAAGACCUACAGGCUGCUCAGCCCACUGCGAAACGAGAUAUACACCUCGGAUCCUGCAAAUGUUGAGUAUAUACUCAAAACAAACUUUGACAACUAUGGCAAGGGAUUGUAUAACUACAUGAAUCUGAAGGACCUUCUAGGUGAUGGGAUUUUCACAGUUGAUGGUGACAAGUGGCGCCAACAGAGGAAGAUAUCAAGCCAUGAGUUCUCCACAAAGGUGUUGAGGGACUUUAGUAGUAAGAUUUUCAGAAAAAAUGCAGCAAAAUUUGCUAAUAUAGUGUCUGAAGCAGCAACUACCAACCAGAUAUUGGAUAUUCAAGAUCUAUUGAUGAAAUCAACUAUGGAUUCAUUGUUCCAAGUUGCAUUUGGAAUUGAAUUAGACAGCAUGUGUGGAUCAGAUGAAGAAGGCAAGAAUUUCAGCAAUGCCUUCAAUGAUUCAAGUGCAAUGACCCUUUUUCGUUAUGUUGAUAUCUUUUGGAGGAUCAAGAAGUUUCUAAAUAUCGGAUCAGAAGCAACCUUAAAAAGGAGCACCAAACUUGUUAACAAUUUCGUUUUUAAGCUAAUCCACAGCAAGAUUGAGCAAAUGAAGAAUUCAGAGGACGAAUCUUCUAUGAAGAGAGAAGACAUUCUAUCAAGGUUUCUGCAAGUGACAGACACUGAUCCAACAUACUUAAGAGAUAUAAUUCUUAACUUCAUCAUAGCUGGAAAAGACACAACAGCAACCACAAUUGCUUGGUUUAUUUACAUGGUCUGCAAGCAUCCUGCUGUGCAGUUGAAAAUUGCAAAAGAAGUGAAGGAAGCUACUAACAUGAAAGAGAUCACAAACUAUGCUGAGUUUGCAGCCAGUAUUAGUGAAGAAGCUCUAGAAAAGAUGCAAUAUCUCCAUGCAGCGAUCACUGAAACUCUCAGACUCUAUCCUGCAGUUCCUGUGGAUGCAAAGAUAUGCUUUUCUGAUGAUACUCUACCAGAUGGAUACAGUGUGAACAAAGGAGAUAUGGUGGCUUACCAACCUUAUGCAAUGGGUAGGAUGAAAUUCAUAUGGGGUGAUGACACUGAGAAAUUCAGACCAGAGAGAUGGCUCAAUGAAGAAGGAAUAUUCCAGCCUGAGAGCCCUUUUAAGUUCACAGCCUUCCAGGCAGGGCCACGAAUUUGUCUAGGAAAGGAGUUUGCCUAUAGGCAGAUGAAGAUCUUCUCGGCUGUCUUGUUAGGCUGUUUCGAGUUCAAAAUGGCUAACAAAAACAGAACUGUCAAUUACAGGACAAUGAUUAAUCUUCACAUAGAUGGAGGUCUCGAAAUUCGAGCCUUCCACAGGCGUGGAAAGUAGCAUGGUAUCUUAUGAGCGUGGAAAUAAAUACCAUCUGACAUAUAUAUAAAUUCUUUGUAUUUAAAAUAUUCAUUGUUUAAUGGCAAUUUUCUAUUGCUAGAGUCCCUAAAAGAGAAAAAGUGUAUUGUAAUAUACAAAGAUUGAUGUAAGACUUUUUAUGUGAUUAUAUAAAAUAAGAUCAAUGAGUCUAA
Molecule: messenger RNA, 1806 nt
Organism: Quercus robur (English oak)
Lineage: Eukaryota; Viridiplantae; Streptophyta; Magnoliopsida; Fagales; Fagaceae
Product: cytochrome P450 704C1-like
Exons: 6
Coding region: 95-1615 (506 amino acids)
Molecular function (GO): oxidoreductase activity, acting on paired donors, with incorporation or reduction of molecular oxygen; iron ion binding; heme binding
Source: RefSeq, a predicted model, not a curated record